AUGCGACCUAAAGAUUUACGCCAGGGCUCUGGCACUAAGACCUUUCUGGAUGCCAUGCACGGAGGCAAGGUUCACCUUGCACGCUUCAUUCUGGACGCCCUUGAUGGACGCAUUAUCAACUCAAAAACAGAGAACAGUCGCACUCCUCUCAUGCAUGCAGCUUGUUUACAGGAUCCUUCUUCUCGAGCUAAGUUUACUCAUCUGCUUUUGGACAGGGGGGCUGAAGUAAACUGCCAGGAUGAGGAUGGCCGCACAGCACUCAGCCUCGCUUGUGAGAUGGGUCACCUGGAUGUUGUGAAGCUUCUGGUGCAGUUCAAUGCUGAUCCGGACAUCUCGGACGUCUGGGGAAACAGUGCUCUCAUAUGUCCCAGGAGCCACUCGCAAGACAGCAACCAGGGCAACAGCUGGGGUCUACCUCCACAGAUUGACAAAUGCCAAAAUGAAACGGAUGAGAGUGUCCUUUUUGCUGCCAAACAACUGCAAAACUGCCAGCUCAGAGAUUCUAGGAUUACUAAAACACUGAACUCUGUCCCUGAAAUCAGCCAGAAAGAGGUCAGCAAGGGUAAUGCAGAGCCAAAACAAGCUCCAGAGACUUCAUCUGCCUGGGGAAAAGCCAAGUCAUUUAACAUGGAACUUGUGAGUGGCAGAAAGCAGUCAUAUCAGGGUGACAUCCGCGACUUGGGCCUGUCAGCCAGUAGAUUAAAGAGAGCCUCAUUGCAGGAUGAGAGGUGUCUGCUGGAUAAGAGGGACAUCCAAGGCAACUCUAAAACUCUUGCAAAAGAAGCUGACAUAACUGUGCCGAAGUGUCAGGUGAUGGAUACUGACACACCAGGCCUCCAGAGAGUGCAUCAGAAGAGAGGAAGCCUGGGCCCCCCCACCAGACACAACAAACUGCUGUUUGCCAGAGAUGACAUAGAUCCCGGUAAAGGUCCCAGCCGUGCACCUGGUUUUGUGGGGUUAGGGACCAGACUGCUGCGGAGAUUCACCGCUCCAGAGUUCAUGAAGACUGUCAUGGACUGCUCCUCUAGCUCCUCUCAGAACAGGAGCCGCAUCUCCCGCUCUGAGACCUUCCCGUUCUCACACACACACCAGCAGGUCAACAGCCAGCCCAGCGUGGACAGCAUCAGUGCAGUGAAGUGCGAGUUUGAGAGCUGCUCUUCUCAGAACCCACUUGAUUAG
This is a messenger RNA of Knipowitschia caucasica, 1179 nucleotides long. The record is from the annotation of a GenBank genome assembly. NCBI's taxonomy places the organism in Eukaryota, Metazoa, Chordata, Actinopteri, Gobiiformes, Gobiidae.